Molecule: messenger RNA, 5760 nt
Organism: Entelurus aequoreus (snake pipefish)
Lineage: Eukaryota; Metazoa; Chordata; Actinopteri; Syngnathiformes; Syngnathidae
Gene: khdrbs2
Product: KH domain containing, RNA binding, signal transduction associated 2
Exons: 9
Coding region: 212-1243 (343 amino acids)
Biological process (GO): regulation of alternative mRNA splicing, via spliceosome
Cellular component (GO): nucleus
Molecular function (GO): mRNA binding; poly(A) binding
Source: RefSeq, a predicted model, not a curated record
UAUGACCUUCUGGCGGGGUGCCGAGGAGGCGAGGCAGCAGCCAGAGGUGGAGGAGAUGGGCUCACAUUUAUGAAUCACAAGUCCAACUGCAGGCAGGCAAGCGUCACGCAGACAUUGGAGGACGAUCAAUUUGGGCUUUUUCUUUGUGCUCUAGGUGACUAACAUCAGGAGCUUUAUAUUUUUUCCUCGAACGUCUGCACGACCUGCAAGAAUGCAUCCAAAUAACUACUUGCCAGAGCUGGUGGCUGAGAAAAACACGUUGGACCCUCAGUUUGUCCAUGCCGUGCGUCUGCUUGCAGAAGAAAUUGAAAAGCACGAAGGUGAUGAACUGCGAAAAGACGGCAUUAUAAAGAAAUACCUUGAUAUCAUCAGCAAUAAGAACAUUAAGCUGUCCGAGAGAGUCCUCAUCCCAGUGCAACAGUAUCCCAAGUUUAAUUUUGUUGGAAAGCUGCUGGGGCCUCGGGGAAAUUCCAUGAAAAGGCUACAAGAGGAAACAGGAGUGAAGAUGUCCAUCCUCGGAAAAGGGUCCAUGAGGGAUAAAGACAAGGAAGAAGAAUUGAGGAAAAGCGGAGAGGCCAAAUAUGCCCAUCUGAGUCACGAUCUUCAUGUGUUAAUUGAGGUCUUUGCUCCACCGGGUGAGGCCUAUUCCCGUAUGAGUCACGCCUUAGAGGAGAUAAAGAAAUUCCUUGUUCCAGACUACAACGAUGAGAUCAGACAGGAGCAACUACGUGAGCUCUCUCUGUUGAAUGGCUCUGACGAGUCCAAAACGGGCAGGAAUGCACAAGCAAGGAGCUCUCGAGCAGCAACUACAGUAUCCAGCAGGGCCCGCAGGAGCGCGGGAAGAAACGCGCUAACACCUCGGGGGACGGCGACCGCCACACACAGCAAGCUCACAGCAUCUGUUUUAAAGAGGGAGGCCCAAGCCCCAAGAGCCAGGGCAGCGGCGGCAAGUGGAGGUUACCGACCCUCGCUGUUAGCAGGCACUCAUGAAUCAUACGACGACUACGGCUACGACGAUGGAUACGGAGGAGAAUACGACGACGAGAGCUACGACGCCUAUGACGACAACUACAGCAAUCAAUCAAAGAGCAUCUCAGAUUACUACGAAUACGGACAAGCAACAAACGACGAAUCCUACAAUAACUAUGAGGAGGAGUGGCCCACUUCACGUCCCAGUCUUAAAGCUCCGCUCCUACAGCUGACAAGAGGGGGAUACAGAAAACAUCCUUAUGGUAGAUACUGAAGGUGCUCCAUACAUAUGGCCUGUCUAAUUAUUUAUCCUAUUUAUUUAUUUAUUUCAAGAAAUGUUUGCCCAUAACCCCUUAAAGCAGCUGUUUUCAAAGUGUGAAAAGAGCACCUCAAAAAAGAUACUAAGCAGAAUGCAUAAAAAAAACACAACAUGUAUUCUUGUCUUACAUAAGGAUUAUAAAUGACAGGCAAAAUUCCCCCGAAAAAGUGCAGUUCCCCUUUUUAAAUGUGGGUUUGCGUGUAUCCUUCCAUCGAUUUCUUCUACGCUUCUGAGGCUGGAAUAAGUCCAGCGCCCCCUCAAGGUGAAACAUGUUAUUGCACUUGAAGUUUGGAUGCGGCGCACACCGCACAAAAUAAAAUGAUAAGAUAAACUCUCAAAGCCAUCAAAUAUAUUCUGAUCUAAAUUGAGACACCUGGAAACAUUCAUAGAGAUGAGGAUAAAAGGACCAUAAUGCCUCUGAAUUUACUCUCUAAAAUCUAAAUUCACACCGUUGUCUCGAGUGCGACUUGCGAUUUCAUCUGAAGCGUGAGGCCAUUUUUGUCUAUUUAAUAGAGAAUACAUAUGUAAAAUCUAUCAAUUGAUUUUAUUUAUUUUUUGACAGUUAAUAUUAAACUGUCAGCCGUCACGCUCCCCCUCACACAAAUAGCUGUCUAAUCUUAUCCUGAUGCAUCACAACUCCACACACAUUUGUACUAAACAAAAGUCUUAACAUCACCAAAAAGAUCAGGGUGGUUAUAAUAAGUGAAACAAAGUUUCACACAUGGAGUUACAUCCAUCCAGGUGCAUACACCCACUACAUCACCAUGACAACACUUACACACAUGACAAGCACUCACAACACAUAUGUUUUUCUUUUCUUAUACAUUCUAACUCGUAAAUAAACACUAGAAAGUAUCAGCUAACAAUGGAGGUAAUGGGUAUUGAUCUAUUCUUUCUAUAAAGCCUUUUAAAAAUAUCCAAAACCUUCAUCAACAUUUCUGGUCUGGCUGGCUACGGCGCAACACUUCCCGCUUCCUGCUAAAUUCAAACUUGUGAAUGGAUACUCACUUUGGAAAGACAAGUGAGUAUCCAAUCACAGUCUCGUUAACAUCAGGCUACUUAGAUAGGCAACUGUCAACAACUGGUGAUCUGAUUGGCUAUCGCAACUGUCUCUCAACUAUAUGUGUUCUCAAAUUAAUCCGCCAACGGUCCCAAUGAGUAUCCAAUCACAGGACGCGUGAAUGUCACGUUCAACCUUAGGCCAUCUAGAAGGUCUUACUGACAACAACUCGUGAUCUGAUUGGCUAUCGCAACUGUCUAUCACCUGUAUGUCCCGGUUCUCUUACAGUGCACGGACGCCCACAUUGUUGAUUCUGAAGGCUUCUGGGAGAUUUGGUACAGCAUGGAAGGUAGCGGAAUUCUGAUUGGAUACAAACUAAAACUAAAAACAACUGCAUUGGAAGCAGCAUAAUAUGAUAUGAAGAGAUUAUGAAUACUUUUAGAUAUUUAGGGAAAGUAAAUAAAAAAAUAAUUCUAUCUUUAAUUAUGAUCAUGAUUUCUGAUUAUGUUAGGCAAGCAGAGAAGGCCUUGCUGGCCAUCACUGGUAUACAUUCUGUAAGUAUAUAUAUGUAAUAUAGCCACAAGCACAUUUAUAGUAAUGUGUAAAAUGUACGUAUUUUGGUCAUUUUAAGCAUACAGCGGCACAUUAAUUUCACAGACGCAUCACGUUCGCUAUUUCCUUCAACAACAGCUAUAACUAAUUAUGGCAGAUUUCAUGAGAGACAACAAUGAUUAUUUUGGGACAAAUGAUAACACAGAACCUUAUCUUGUUGAUCCAGAACAUCCGGAGAAGGAGUUACAAGUUUUGGCCUUGUUCACACUGCAGGUCAAUUCCGAUUUUUUUGCACAUAUGCAACAAAUUUUUUUCAUGUACGCGUGUACUGCGCAAUUCUCCAUUUUUUAUAUCCGACCCAGGCCCUUUUCAUAUGUGGAAAUAGAUUGGAUAUAUAUGCAAUGCGUCCUAGAUGUGAACACUCCCACGCUCAUCCGAGCAGAACGUCAUCAAAAAGCGAUAAGCGUCAUAAUUUUUCGCCAAAAUAGACGGUUACAAAUUGAAUAGUUGACAAUGGAGCAGAAAACAGGUGGAAAUAAAAUGUUUUAGGAACUUAAAUGAAAGUUCCACCACUCCUGUCUGCAACUGCUCGCCCACGGACACGCUCUUCAAGCAUACAUCGAAGCAAAAUAUCCCAUAAAACUGCGAGAUCCAAAAUUGUUGUCUUCUUCCUUCUUAAUCUUCUACGCACAAUAAUUUGGUUCAUAAAAUGUUGACUUUGAGUCCACAAAAUCCUUGAAAUUGCCACAAAUGCGCCAGUACUUAGACCGACUUGAGUGGAAGCCAUGUUUACACUGCAGUGCGUGCGACGUCAUGACAUCAUGUCCGCAUGCGGGACCGAUUGCAUACACAUUAGAAAUUGCUUUUAUUUUUGUAACAUGAACGGCCACUAAAAAUACCCGAUUUGACCAAAAAAUCUGAAUAGGACAUCUGAACCUGCAAUGUGAAGUUAGCCUUAGAAGCUGAGUGAUAAAUAGAUCUUGCUCUAAUGAAACACCCAUGUAGCACAUGUGCUAAGUGCUAAACAAGAAGUACAAACUAAAAACAUAAUAAAACAAUAAUUUACUGUACAAUGUCCGCUCUCACUGAGAUGCCGACUGAUAUGUUCAUAUAAUUCGGUUUAGAUGAAGAAAAAAUCAUAAUCUUUACGCAGAUUAAAAAAAAAAAAGUACACAAACAUUUUAUCGUGUCUUUUAGACCUAAGUGGGAAAUCAAAGUUGACCAAAUUCUCGGUGUAUGGCUACAACCUUCCACUAUCCAGGUGAAAAGCAUGAUUUAUAAUGUAGAAUUAACUUUUACCAGCUCAGUAUGUCAAUAUAGUAUAACGGCAUAUCUCUGUGAUCAAGGCGCCGGUGAAGUAGUUCCUCUGCGUUAGCGCUUAUAAUAACAAUAUCCCUAAUACUUGAUUGAUAUACAGGUCACAAAAUGAAAAUGGAAUAUUUUUGGCGGUUUUUGGAGGGUUUUUUUUGAUUGCUUUAUGGGCGCAAUAAAUGUCUCCCAUUAUCUGCACUGUUAGCCUAUCCACCUUGUACUUGACGUAUGUUAAAAAUUAGAAUGCAUAAUAAAGAGAUUGUGAAUGAUAAGCAAAAUUCUAAAAAAAAUGUAAAAAGUGCAGUUCCCCUUUAAGCGCAAACAGGACAAUAGGGCCCUAAGUCCCUAAAAACAGCAGCUCACUCCUGUCAUAAAUAGGAUAUUUGACGAGCGAUUUUGCUGGAGGUGCUUAGAAACAGCAAGGCGCUCUCGCCAUAUAGAAGAUCGUUGACUAAAAUUUUUUUUACUGUUAUUGCAUUAGGUCAGGGCUAUUCAACUAAAUUGUUUUGGGGGCCAAAGUUUGAAAAAGAUAAGGACCAGGGGACCCGACUUCUUCCUUCAUUAUUCUUUUUUUCUAUAUUCCUGAGAGCCAGCUUCCUCUGCAGUGGACAUUUGAUUUUUGUCUUUUUUGUCAAGCGUUACGAAAUUCACGGAAAAAACAAAACUGCUAUAAAGCAGCAGCGUUCUGUGUUUUUUUUUAGGACCUAUUGCAAAGCAAAGCUAGUCAAAGAUCAUCUAUAUGACAACACUCUAGUGGUUUUCGGAAUCUACUGAAUCUCUCUUCCAGGUUUUUUUUUUAACUGUUGAAUAAGUUGAAUAAUCCUUAACACAGCAGUGCACAUUAUUUAGCUUUCUGAAAAUGGCCAAUGGGACAACUUAGGUAAAAUUAAUAAAACAGUAUAACAACAACGAAAAAGAAAAUAGCUAUAAUUUCUAUAUUUCCAUUUUGAAAAUCGCUGCUUUAGUUCAUGUUUUUUCCUGUCAAGUAAAAAAACAAACAAACAAAAAACCCCUACUGUAUGUAAAUAAUAUUUGCAUCUCCUUUUUACAUUAGUUUUCUUUUAUUUACACAAACACAAUCUAUGAAACAAAAGUUUUGCCCUAAAAUCCAACCCCAAUCCUCACAGAAAAUGGACUUCUGUUCACCACUUUUAGUUUUGUAUGUAUAGAUUUUGAAAGUACAGGUUUGUGAUGACUGCUUGGAAGUAACUGCAUGGUUUCCCAAUAAGAGGAGAAAGGUGAAGUAAAUAAAUAAAAAACACACACAUUGUGCAGCUCUAAAUCGUUACCUGGAGGACUUUAUGGCGUGGUUUUUUCCAAUCUCUGCGAUACAACCGAUGCAAGCAAAAUGUUUUUCUUUGGGGUUGAAAGCAAUCAAGCAUUGCACAGUGUGUACUUUAUAAUGAGUGCUUUGGUGAAUUGUGUCCAAUCUGUAUUUGUACAUUGAGGAUUUAAUAAAAACGAACCCCCAACACCGUGUGUAGGUCUCUCUAAAUCAGGGGUCACCAACGCGGUGCCCACGGGCACCAGGUCGCCCGUAAGGACCAGAUGAGUCGCCCGCGGGCCUGUUCUAAAAAAAAAAAAAAAAAAAAAAAAAAUUUUUUUUUUU